Drosophila willistoni is the source of this 680-nucleotide messenger RNA. RefSeq names its product mitochondrial pyruvate carrier 2. Gene Ontology annotation, biological process: pyruvate import into mitochondria. Gene Ontology annotation, molecular function: pyruvate transmembrane transporter activity. Gene Ontology annotation, cellular component: mitochondrial inner membrane. The transcript is spliced from 4 exons. The record is from RefSeq and is a predicted model, not a curated record. Bases 148 to 570 code for a protein of 140 amino acids. NCBI's taxonomy places the organism in Eukaryota, Metazoa, Arthropoda, Insecta, Diptera, Drosophilidae.
AUGAAGUAGAGGCAGUCUUUGCUUUCUCCGUCAACAAAUCACAUUGGAAAAAACAUUGGAAAAAUUCAAAUCCUUAUACCACAAACACAUGGCACUUAUAUGACUACCUAAGAAAAGCACCCAAAAAAAAAAAGUGGGAUCACAAAUAUGUCGAAGAAUCCGGGAGCAUUAUCAAAAGUGUAUAAAACAGUCAUUAGUUCAGUUGAUAGAUUUGUACCUGGAUUUGUGAGACCACUUUGGGAAUCGCCAGCGGGACCACGUACCGUGUUCUUUUGGGCACCUGUAUUCAAAUGGGGUCUCGUCUUAGCUGGAUUGGGUGACUCUUUAAGUCGUCCACCGCAAAAUAUAUCGUUAAAUCAAUGCGGUGCUUUGGCUGCCACUGGACUGAUUUGGUCUCGAUACUCAGUUGUGAUAAUACCAAAAAAUUAUAGUUUACUUUCGGUUAACUUGGCUGUGGCAAUAAUACAAUCAUAUUUGGUCUAUAAGCAUUUACAUUGGCGUGCACAAAAUGCCAGAAAUGCUGUCUACAAGCAUCCAAAUUAUUCACUAUGGAUGGAAGAUGAUUGGUAGAACGACCGAAAAAGAUCCAAAAAUGAUGUUCACAAAAUGAAAUUAGAGGCAUUGGCUUGGGCAUGUGACUGAAAAUAAAAGUUGAAUAAACUAUAUAAACUAAAUUACAA